AUGACCCGCUCCUUCUGGUCCCGUCGCUGGAAUUGCCCUCUGUUUGGCUUUUUGGCCAGGGGACUCUCUGUUAAUUUGGCAGCUGAGCCGGUUGGUGAUGGUUCUGGGGAUAGCGAUGUGGGUGUGGAUAUGGUGAGGCUUGUGGGGUAUAAUCCUGGACAAAAAUUACUCGGAGCCCCAGGUCCCUACUCUAAAGAUUCCGAUUCUGAGGACGAGGACGAGGGUGAGGAUCAGGGUCAAGAUAUAAAUCGCAACCCUAGUCCCCCAAGCUCGGAACAAGGCUCCUCUCCAACCCAAAUCUCAACACCAACACCCACCCCCUCUCCCAGCAUCACAACAGACUGCAUAGCACCAGACUGCGUCGCCUGCCAAGCCGAACAAGCAGGAAACACCGAGCAAGACCCUCAGCGUUGGAAAUACCACCGCGCAUUCAUCAACAAGGAGACUGGUUACGGACUUAUCGCGAGGGAGUUUAUUCCAGCUGGUAGUAUUAUCUACGCGGAUCAGUUGGUUCAUCUUACGGAGAGAGAAGAGGGCAAGUAUUCGACCGGGGGUGGUGAUGUUGAUGCGUUGUUAAAGGCAAAAGUCACCGCCAUGGGAUCGGAUUGGAAAACCGCCCAUCUAAGCAUGCCCAAACCCAACGACCACAAAGAACCAGGCACAGGCCCCUACACCAGUAUUUGGAAGCGCUACCACAUCUCCGUCACCUGGAACGGUGUAUCUGGCGGCGUUUUGGGCCUAAACCUCUCCUUCACAAACCACUCGUGUCUCCCCAACGCUUCCCUAACCCUAGUCAACAAGUACCGCUCCGACAGCGGCCGGCGCUACAAGAAACCUAGACUGGCUGGUGCAGUCGUCCGCAGCUUCGUGGAUAUAUACAAGGGUCAGGAGAUUACGAUUUCGUAUUUCUAUGCCAAGGGCGAGGCUGAGUAUCGUCGUCUCUACGCGCUGGAUCUGCUAGGGUUCAGGUGUUCCUGUCGGUGUUGCUUGCAUCCAAAGGCCGAGAUCGAGGAUGCAUUGGGGACUUAUUACCGUCUCGAACACGUUCUCAGCAACCCACGACUCAUCACCGACGAACCAGCCCUCGCAUACCAAGCCGCCUGCCGCAUCACCGAUAAACUAACAGACUGCGGCAUCGCAGAUACCCGCCUCGCGCUGGUCUGGGCGAAAUGCGCUCUCAUCGCAGGAUACCACUCCGACAUCGCGCGAAUCCGCUGCUUCCUGCUUAUGAUCCUCAAACUCACUGAAGUCUUGCAGGGCCCGACGGGUUAUCUCUUUCAACGCGCGGUUAAGUGGUUUGAGUGUAUGUCUGCGAUGCCAGGAUUUGGGAUUUCGAGUAGGGGUCUGAGUGUGAUAAAACAGGCGGAUGUGUUUUUGGGGCAUAGGACGGAGGCACAGCCGUAUUUGUUUAUGAUGGGGGCUGGCCCCGGGGAAUAUGUGCGGGUGGAGAGGUAUUUGAGGGUGCCGGAUGAGGAGAUGGAGGAGCAUGGCCAUCGGUUUGAGGUGGUUCCUGAUACUGUACCCGUCCCGGCUUCCAAGAAGAGGCGCAGGAAGAAGAAGGACGCGAAGGCUAAGAAGAGAAGCGAGGAAUGCAUCGAUCCCGAAAAAGACUUUCUCUCACUCUGGCUCGGCGUGGUGAACGAUUUCGUCGACCAGUACGCUGUCAAGCAGAAAUAUACCGCUUCAAAGAAAGGCAAAUCCCCGAUGCCAUCUCCUGAACGAACCCAGCAGUGCAGCGAUGAAACGUGUAGUGGCUGCGGCGGCGGCGGCGGCGGCGGCGGUGGACAGUUGUUGCGGAUGGUUAUUCAGGAUGUCGGGGCGAGGAAGAAGGUGGUGUGGAAGCAGACGGAGGUGGGUGAGAUGGAGGAGGUUAUGAGGGAGAGUUUUAGCUAGUUCAGUUGGUUUGUUUUUGGUUUUGGUUUGCUGGGAUUGGGGUCGGCUCCUAAUCAACAUCAAUUCUCAACCUGCACGAUAUCCUAGGGUAUCUGCACUCGCAUCGCCAGCUGGUUCCCCGU
This is a messenger RNA of Aspergillus glaucus CBS 516.65, 2015 nucleotides long. RefSeq lists its product as uncharacterized. Lineage: Eukaryota; Fungi; Ascomycota; Eurotiomycetes; Eurotiales; Aspergillaceae. The record is from RefSeq and is a predicted model, not a curated record. Bases 1 to 1893 code for a protein of 630 amino acids. The transcript is spliced from 2 exons. Gene Ontology annotation, molecular function: protein binding.